Syngnathus acus (greater pipefish) is the source of this 7209-nucleotide messenger RNA. Its product is annotated as histone-lysine N-methyltransferase ASH1L-like. Lineage: Eukaryota; Metazoa; Chordata; Actinopteri; Syngnathiformes; Syngnathidae. The record is from RefSeq and is a predicted model, not a curated record. Gene Ontology annotation, molecular function: DNA binding. Bases 508 to 5700 code for a protein of 1730 amino acids. The transcript is spliced from 14 exons.
GGGAUUUAAGUCAAAAAGGAGGAAAAGAAUGAAGUGUAGGAGGAAAUAUGGUUGUGAUUAACAAGAAUAUAGUGUUUGAGUUGACCGUUAGGCUGUGCGGUCGGUCGACUCAGAGCGAGAGAACGAGAGAGAGAGAGAGAGGGGAGGGGGCUAAUAGAGAAUGCAUGCGAAAGCUUACUGCCAAAAAUGAGACGGGGAGUUUUUCGGAGAGAAAAGAAAGUACAGCCCAGCACCAGGAAGAGAAGAAGGAGUAGCUGAGAACAGAAGGCGCAAAGAUGGCGGCAGCUUGCGUGUCUGAUAUUGAAGGGACUGAAAAUAUUUCACUGCCGCGCUUUGUCAGCUCAAGCCCAAAGGAGAAGAUCUGUCUUUGCCGGAUGAACAAGCUCCACUGAGUGGUUUUUGUUUUGGGUUUUUUUUCUCAAAGCCUGACCUCCACCUGCAGGAAAACUCCUUCAGUGGUAUACUGGGAACUAUUCAGCUGUUUUCUCCUCCCCCCUGACUUCUCUGAUGGAUCAGAGAAUGAAGGGGGACAGCCCUCUAAUGACGGACUCCACAUUGGAUGCCUCGACUGUACCUGAGGAUUUUGAGCAAGACCAAGAGAAAAGAAAACGCGUGGAGACGGACGAUUCGGACGUGGGUAAGAAGGAGGACAAGCGAGGAAAGAAGAGGGAAGGGGACAAGGGGGCGGUGCUGGAGUUGCUCAUUGAAGGGCGCUGUGGGGGCGCGGGGCAGAUAUGUGGCAGAGAGACCAGCUGCCCCGACGGGAACGUGCGACUCCGCAUCGGAGUGCAAGCCAAGCGUACCAAGAAGCCGCCCAAGAUCUUGGAGAGCUACGUCUGCAAGCCAACCAUCAGAACCUAUCAGAGGCAGCAGGGCCGAGGGGGUGCGUUGCCCACCAGGACCGCCGCCGCCGAUCCGGUUGACGCGAGCAGAGAGAACCGCUCGGGCUCAGAUGUCACCCAAACGGCAUCAUCCGCAACAGCACAGUCCUUAACACCAGCAAAUGCGACUGUUCCCGCCGUAGCCUCGGUCAAGCCGGGCCCCAAACAGGUGCCUCUCAAACUGGCGGGAAUUACAGAGGCCGCCGGUUCGUCAGAGAAAGCGAAGAAAGAGAAGAUCCAUGAGCAGUCGCUCAAAACGUGCGCGUCCACUUCCGACCAGGAAGCUUCGGCCGCUCUUUCCGGGCCGUGCGCCGAAACUGGAAGGGAAAUCGUCAAAAAACACAAUGGCGUGGUACAGAGCAAAAAAGGACUUUGCGCUGAAGAUAAACUCCGAGAUGUCAAAACGGCAAAACACAGCAGCUCCGUUUGUCCGUCUCCAGGUUCUUCUAAAACAGAAACUUGUAAUUCCGCUUUGGAUAUGUCACCCGCCGGGUCACAAGUUCAGGAAACUUCACUAAAGCGCUCAAAUGACAAAAAGAGAGCUAAAGAGCGUAAGUUAAAGAAAGACAAACGUAAAGAAAGAAAACCCAAGGGCGAUAGACUGGAAGCGGGGAGAGGAACGAGUGAUGACAGAAAGGAUGAAAUCAAAAAGAAGAAAAAAGCAAAGGAUGGAAAAGUGCGACAGGGUAAAGACGGACAUGAACUGAAGAUUGGAGAAAAGGCCGACAAAAGCAAGAUGAGCCUCGAGAAACAACGAAAAGAGGACACGUGCUCGGGGGGCGGGGCUAAAUGCGAUCAACCGUAUCAAGUUGCGGACCAAGGAAGAUCUGAUGAGGGCAAGCAGGCGGAGCCGCAAGCCACCAUUGCCGACAGCGGGAAUGACAUCAUCAGGUCUCCUCCAGCCUUAUCUUCUGGCCCGCCCCCUCUGUCUCCACCAUCUUCUUGUCCAGAGCAGGACAGCAGACCACUCAAGAAACGUAAAGCCCGAAGGCCCAGCUGGACCAAGCUGGUUCACCGAGCUCACAGAGUGGAAAAUCAGGAAGGAGAUUCUCCGAGUUUCUCUCCCAAGUUGCCGACUCACUCGACUCCUUCCUCGUCAGUUUCUUCCACGGCAAAAGCAUCUUCUCCGAAACACAACCCCAACGUAUCGAUUCCUAAACAGUCGGCACGAAAACGUGGCCGACCCAAAUCCCACACCAUGAUCUUCACCGAUCCCCCUCUAAGACUUUCCCCCGAGGAGGUUGCCUUCCUGGAGUGCGAUGACAUUCAGAAAAGCCCGGUUCUGGACCGGAGCCCAAAGAAGCGUGGCCGUCCUCGCAAACAACCCCUUCGGAAAACAGACGACACGGAGAAGAACGGAGAUCCUCCCAGGCAGCUAAAAAUCAGGAGGCUGAUCAAUGAGAUGAAGAAAAGGAAGAAGAAGAGACUUUACAAGGUCAUGAUGUCAAGCAAUGCGGGAGACGAGAACAAGCGCGUUCCAGCUUUUGCAACUUCUCACAGAACCUACAAACCCAUCGAACCUCCGACAGUGCCCACGCUCUCUGACUUGUCCUCCUCCUUCGGGACCAAGCUGGGCCCUCAAAUCAAUGUGAGCAAGCGAGGAACCAUCUACAUGGGUAAGAGGAGAGGCCGCAAGCCCAAAUCCCAAACGGCUCGUUUGAAUUCCCACAGCUACGCUCAGUCGUCUUUGUUCGGGCAGCCCACCGAAACGUCUCUCUUCGUGUCCAACCAGCCGCCGGUGGCCCCUCACCCGUUUCCCUCCCCGUCCCUCACCCACUCCAGCGGGGCCCAGAGCCCUUACAGCGAAGGAAGCGUCACAGAACCCAGCUCCGCUCUCCUUUUCCCUCCGCCUUUCUCCCUCCCAUCGCCAACGUCUUCCUGCACGUCUCCCCGUCCCCCGUCCAGUUCCUCGCUGUCCCCCUUUGUGAAGAAAAGUUGUCCCUGCCAGGGCAGGCAACACUUCCCUUUUCACCAGUCGUCAUGUAAGCUGUCCUCAACCGGCGCUCCGCUCCAUCCCGCGCCCGGCUCGCCCGGCCACCUCAAAGACGCCACCCCGUCACCCAGGAGCGAAUCGCAUAGCGAAGAGACCUUGCCUAGCGACAGCGGCAUCGGAACGGAUAACAACAGCGUCUGCGAGCGAGCGGAAAUGAGGGGCGUGAGAGGCAUGCUCAGGUUGGGCCAAGGGUCCGGCGGGAUCCUCGGGGGCCCCAAACUCUCCUCUCUCGCCGACCCGCUUAUGACCAGACAUAAGAAUCCCAUGGUAAACCCGACUUCCGCGGAACGCCACCGACAUAGGCACAGACGGCGGGAUUACAGCUGUCCCUCUUCCUGCAAUUGCCUCUGUCCCUGUUCCGGACACAACAAGUGCACUCAGUCAGAUUACUUCCCUCGCAUCGCCCACAACGCACCGAAGAGAGCGAAAAACAAACACAAAAAGAAACACCAGCAGCUACUCAGGCAGGACCCGGAGUUCCUGUCUGAACUGGAAGAGCUCAUCGGUCAAUUCGGCCAAGUCCAUAUCGGCCGGCGAGGCUGGACCAGAUCGGAGUUGAAUCGGGCUUUCGACGGGGGACGGCGCCAUCACCCCUCGCAUUCCCACCGCUCCAAUAUUUUCCGGAUCAAUCUGAACGGCUUCUACUCGCCUCACCAUUCAACCUACGCCGCUAACCCUUCCUUCCCCGCGCAGUCUUUCUACCCCUGCCAGACAUUGCAUUGUAACAGAAAGCCGGAACGCAGGCAGUGCGGAUGCCCGUCCAAGUUCCAGGAGACCGUGGACAACAUGGGCUUCUACAGCGGCUACCCGCCGGCCACCACGCUUUACCAUCAUCUCCCCGGCUCGUACCCGCUCCCCUCCCCUCACCAGUUUGCCUCGCAACAACACCACCACGCCCACCUCCUCCUGAACCCCGCCAGGUUCCACAGGCGGAGGAACAGGCUGCUGAGGGACGGCACCCUCGGCGGGGACAACGAAGGCAAUUUAAGCUACCCGUGUGACUGCGGUCACAAACAUAAACACCGACAGAGGCUAUGCGAACGCAACGUGGAAGACGAGGCGGCGGUAGAACACCAACAGGAGACCAGAGAGACCUUCUCCACUUCUAAGUCGAGGUUCGUUUUGGGGCAAGGCGGAGGGUGGAAGGGGACAAAAGGAAUCGGGGGCGUGCGCUCCAAAGAGUCACCAUGGUUACGGGAGAACACAAAUAAUUCCUUCUCCGCUGCCGCAUCGUCAUCAUCGUUGGCAGAGAGAUCAAAACACGCGUCUCUCUUCUCGGUGGGGCUGGGCUCUUCUCACUUGUCUUCAUUUGGAGGGGGCUGGGGCGCCUUGGGACAAAGUUGGACCAAACUUCGAGGUGCGGGGUUCCCAAACACCAGCUGGGGAUCCUCCGCCGGACGCACAGGCCCGAUGAUCCCCUCCGACCCGGAUGACGAAGACGACGGUCACCACCCCCACCCGAGCAGGACGCCUCCGUCCCCGACGCAUACCAACCUGUUCACGUCGGUUGACGUGGCGACCGGGGGGCGUGGCUUGAGGAGUGAGUCGGCCAAUAGGAAUCUAGGAAGCGCUGACAGGUUAUGGAGGACGGAUGAGCCAGCUUGGACGGAGAGGAGAGACGCAGCUUUCCAAGGUGACCCGAGAAGCCGCGGGCAGCUCAAAGGCGUGCCAAAGACGCACGGCGCCGAUGAGAAAAACAAACGAAGACCCGGUCGACCCAGGAAACGCCCUCUGCCCUCCGCUUUGCCUCCCACCGUGUCGUCGCUGGACCUCGCGCGAAGGAGGAAUGGCGACGCCGGAGGGAGGCUUUCCGACCUUGACGGAGCGGCUGUUAGCGCCGUGCGACAGGUGACGGAUUCGGAGCCGCGGGCCAAGAGGAAGCAAGGACGCAAGAGAAAACAUGACGCCUCUCCCUGUCGUCAGAGCGUCGCCGAGGACGAGACGGGGCGCCUGGACGCGCCCGCCGAACGUUUCGGCCGAUCGGCCGCCGAGCAACCCGCAUCCAGACCGGCUGCCGUCCAGAGAGACAAGAGUGAAGACGGUCCACCCAGGAAGCCCUUUUUAAAGGCUGGCCUUUACUCUGAUGAUUACAAAACGACAGAUCCUCCUUCCCAGUCGCCACUUUUCUCCAGAGGGAGCGCCGAGUACAAACCCGGCGAGAGCGGCCUUUUACCGGCCCCCAUCCACGUUGGGAAGUACUUGAGGAUGAAGAGGAUUCAUUUCCAGUUACCUUAUGAUGUCAUGUGGCUUUGGCAGCACAACCAGCUUCAGAGGCAACCUGCCUUCCCUCUGAAGAGGAAGCGGCGCUACUGCCGACUGAAGGAGAGGAUUUUUCCUUCUCAGCACGCAGCGGAAGAGAACUCGGGUGACUUGGCCAGCCUCUUUCCUCACCUCGACAUGGAGCCCUUGAGCAGCGACGAGCGGAGCUUCGUGGUGACACAUCGCGUGUUCCUGGUGAGGAACUGGGAGCUGGUGAGGGAGCGACAAAUCCGACUGAGGACGGAGGGGAGGCGAGAGGGGGACAGCGAGGCCGAGGAGAGGGACUGGCACGCCGUGUGCGCCGACGGAGCCGGCGGGGACGAUAGCUACAUCAAGUCAGAUGUACCAGUGGGGGUGGCGGAGGUGACGAUAUCCAGCAGCGAUCCCCACCCCGCCAGCGACGACACCCCCCGCUCGCUCACCGCCAGCCCCCGCCCCACGGAGAUCCGCAACAGAGAAGAUGAUGACGAUGAGGAGGAGGAGGAGGAAGACAAAGCGGGAGAAUGCAGCAGAAAGCAGAGAAGAAAGCGGCUGAACGAUUUACUUUUGACCCUGCAGCAUUCAUAAAUUAACACGCGCAUUGAGGCGGGAGCACUCAAGAGGAAAAGGGACCACGCCGCAGGACACACGGACAGGUGCUGCAUUUGAAUUGGAAAAAUAACAACAUCAACCAACACAGCGGAGCGAGGAGAAUUUCAAAACGCGAGAAAGACAUCACGGCGCGCUCUGACAGCCGCUGAACCGAGCGCUCUGAAGGGCAUCACACCAAGGAUGAAACCAUGGCAACACAUCUUUUGUCCGGGAUGAAAGAGAGAGAAAAAAAGAGAAGGGGAGCGAGAGAGAGAGGGAGGGAGGGAGGGAGAGGGAGGAUCAACAGAAACAGACCAGCUAAAAUUAAUUUGCACUAGUGCCCGAGCACGCUAAAGACACUAAACAAGUGUGUAUGCACUUGGAUUGCUCCUACUUGGGCACCUUGAAGCAAACUGUGGAAAAGAACACAAACCCUUGGCCGUUUUUGAGCUGGGAGAGCUAACUAGGUCACUAAUGAAGCUUCCAAAGUCACAUUGCACCUUUAGGAAAGGGGAGGAAGCUCGCCAGCUUAAAAGCACUUGUUUGGCUUUUCUUCACUUUACAAGCCAGUGAAUAAGAAGACAAGAGGGGGGGGGCUCUUAGUGAUUAGAGGAAUUUUGGCACCGCUGCAAAAGAAUUUCUAAUAAGGUUUUAAGAAAGAUGUUAUUUUUUUGUGUGCUAAACAAAAUCUAUGAACACUAGGAAUGUUUAUUGUGAACUAUUUUCUUCAAGUAUUGCUUCCUGGGAAGAAAGGAAGGUCAAAUGUGUCUUUAUGUAUUUCAGACUGACUGCCGUUGAGAAUGUUUUGUUUUUUUUGACAAUCAGAAUGUCCCAGGGUGUUUAAAAGAAAACAAAAAAAUGAGAAAAAGAUGGCAAAUAUGAAAUGCUAAGUAGAAGUGCCAUGCUGUCUUGUGUCCAAGCAAUAUCUCCUAAUAAGACUAUAUGAUACAUUAUAAGGUAAUGUUUUAUUAGUUAUUUUUAUGUACAGAUUGUUCUUAGAUUGCUCUUACUUUAGGAGCAUUCGCUCGCUUCGUACAAUACACAAUAUUUAGUUUUAUGUACAUAUCAAAACUAUAUGACGAGAGUUAAUCAUCCAAUAGUGUUGUUCUUUUACAUCUGACCAAUACAUUAGACAGUUGUCAUUAGACUAUGAUUGUAUACCUUUUUUAUUCGUAAUGUUUUUUAGACAAGCAUGUUUUUAUUGGUCAGUGAUUUUUAAGUUUUUGUGGCUUUUUUAAAAAUUAACAAGCCAAGAAAGUGCAAUUUCUUUGACUGUUUACAUAUCCUACAUAUAUAUUCCCCCUUUUCCUUUUUUUUGUAAAACAGUGCAUUGCUGCAAGUUAACUUUAUAGCAAAGGUACACUUAAGAGUUAUCUAGUUUGCAUGACAUGUAACCUUUGCCUGCUGCCUCUAACACUGUACAUCUGAAAAACAAAACGUCAUAGAAAGAUCAGAUUUUUCUUUUUGCAUAUAUAUCCAAUAAUAAAAAGCAUUUUAUGUCUACCA